UCCUUUAAACACGUCUUUAUUUAAUUUUUUUUUUAUUCUCACACAAUUUGUGUAGUCGAUAAAAAUGAUUUCAAAUAGUUCAUAUCCUAAUCAUAACAUUCAGCUGCAUUACCGAUAGAGUUCAAUUAUUCGCGCUAUUACAAUUGUUUUCAUUUCUAAUAGAUGCUUUCACGUCAGGGUUAUUGAAAUAGUAGUAACAUACAAUAAUAAUAAAUCAAUAUUACGAUAAAAAUAAAUAAUAAUAAUUUUUUUGAUACAUUUUAUCACUCUUUUUAGAAAUAAAUAAUUUAUUUUAAACCUCAGCUUUCUUUAGACAUUAUAAUGUCGAAUAUAUUAUUUGAAAUAUCAUUAAAAAUUAUUUGAUAGAAUUUUCGCAUUGUUAUUUGAAAACAAGAUUGAUUAUAUGUACUGUCAUGAAAUACAAAGUGCAAGCAUGUGUUUAAUUAUUUCUGUCAAAUCUUUUAACUUCAUGUUUGGAUCUUCUUUGAUAAAAUGUUGAAAUGAACAUCACAUCAAUAGAAAAAGCAUGCCAACAAAGAAAUAGAUACUCGUGGCAGAGCUGUCAAAACCAACAAAAAAGCUGAUACCCAGUGCGAUAUGUGUGGACAAGCAUUUGAUUCAAUCACCGCAACUAUAAGGCAUAGAUUUAAAGUCCAUCCCAAUUCACCAACAAAAUUUUAUUGUCAUUACUGUGGAAUGCAGUUUCCUUUAAAAACACACAGGGAUAAUCACCAAGCAUCACAUGAUUCAUCUGAAAGUGAAAGGAAAGAACAACACAGGAAGUGUGAAGACUGUGAUGUAUUAUUCUACAAUGAAAAAGCUUUAGAUUAUCACUAUCGUUCUAUACAUAAGAGAAUGGUACAUCUUUUCAAACCAAUUGCAACACCACCUCCUAGCAAUAAAAUUAAAGUGAAUUCCAUGAACGAUGCUCUCAGUGUAUAUUAUUGCCAUUUAUGUGGUGCUGAGUAUGUUAUAAAAUUCAAUUUACAACAACAUUUGGAACGGGCUCAUACUCAAGAAGAGAGAGAAGCUGUCCCAGAAGACUUAAUAAAAUGCACAGUAUGUGCUGCCUUAUUCUGUAGUAAAAGAGCAUAUGAAGUGCAUAACAGCUAUCACCAACCAGAUGAUUUAUAUGUAACAUCAGAGGAGCAAAGAUUACAAACAGUAACUAAAGUAGAUCAAGAUUUUGACAUUAGACGAGUAGAAGGUGUAGCUGAUAAGUAUGUCCCAAAAGUUAAUGCACCCAAAAGGCCUGCCAACAAUGGCAAAAAAAUCAAAAAGAUACAGAAAAUAGAAGUCAAAGAUACAGAAGAUUAUCACUCUUCUGAUGAUGAUUCAGAAGGAUGUAUUCCAACUAAUGAAUCCAGUGAUCCCGAAAGUGAUCUUCCAUUAAAACAAAGGAUUUGUAGCUAACAGAGGUCUAUUAUUGUUUAUAAAGUAUUUCUACAUAUUUGAAAGUUUCCAAAUAUCGCAACUGUGUUAAAAUUAUUGUUUUAAAGUUUAUGGAUGUGUAAGACAUAAUUGUAGAUGAUAAUCUCUAUAUUAGUAUUUUUUUAUUAAUA
Molecule: messenger RNA, 1562 nt
Organism: Hylaeus anthracinus
Lineage: Eukaryota; Metazoa; Arthropoda; Insecta; Hymenoptera; Colletidae
Product: zinc finger protein 33B-like
Exons: 6
Coding region: 598-1413 (271 amino acids)
Biological process (GO): regulation of transcription by RNA polymerase II
Cellular component (GO): nucleus
Molecular function (GO): DNA-binding transcription factor activity, RNA polymerase II-specific; RNA polymerase II transcription regulatory region sequence-specific DNA binding
Source: RefSeq, a predicted model, not a curated record